CAUGGUCUGGCAUUAUUUUCGUUAGUUGUAUUACUAUUAUGCGGAGUGCGGUUUUAGAUUUUAGUAAGAAAUUUACCAGAACAUGGUAUUUGAUUUUUAGUUUGGAGUUUUUGUCACGUGAUCGUGAGGGCCAUCAUGCGGAAGAGUCCCGAGGAACUUAUUAUUGUCAUCAAAGCCCAAAACUAGAUUUCGGUACAGUUGUGAUUUGUUGGUAUUGCUGUUUUUACCAGGGGAAAAAAGACAAAGUAGUUCCUCUAGAAAAGGCAGCUGACUAACGUUACACAUCCUUCAAAAUGUCGUCGGAGGAAUUCGAGAAGCUGCACGAAAUCUACAGAUCUCUGUACGAAGAGCUGAAGCUGAUGCCGGAGAGGGCUCUGAAGUGCCACGGAGAGGAGAGGAAGAGGCUGGUGAGACGCUUCGAUGAGAGGCAGGGGGAGGCGGAGGAAGUGUUACAAGGAAUGGAAGAAGAGCUGCGAGCGGCUCCCUCCUCCUACCGUAACGCUAUGGGUACAAAGCUGCGCAUGUACCGCAGGGACCUGAGCAAACUGCAGAGGGACAUUAAAAUCUCAACUACAGGGUUUGGCUUUUCCUCCCAGCCAGUAGAAGGAAGUCAUCAAGGCAUUUAUUCAUCAGAAAACCAGCACAGUACACACUUGCAGUCCCAGAGAGCCUUGCUGCUCCAAGGUACGGAGUCUCUGAACAACGCCAGCCAGAGUAUCGAACGAAGUCAGCGUAUCGCAGCUGAGACCGAGCACAUUGGCACAGAUAUCAUCGAGGAGCUCGGAGAGCAGAGGGAACAGCUGGACCGCACCAGAAACAGAUUGGCGAAUACCGGAGAGAACCUCAGUCGAAGUCGAAAAAUCCUUCGUGCCAUGUCACGGCGGCUCGUGACCAACAAGUUGCUGUUAGGUGUCAUCAUUUUAAUGGAGUUGGCUAUUCUGGGUGCUGUGGUUUACCUGAAGUUCUUCCGAAAAUGAGCAAACUAUACCAUCUUUAAAAAAAAAAACAGUCUUAAACCCUGGAUCCAGGCUAAGCCCGACUCUCUACACCUGUUUUCACUGACUAUCCAGUAGCAAUAACGCUGUUCUGCUGCAUUCAGCCAGCUGUGAGUGCAAAUACGGACAGUAAGACGGUUCAGUCUUAAAGCAAACCUUAAUCGAGGGAGGAAUUCUCCUCUAUAUGAGUCAAUAGGUGACAUUCAUUUAACAUGAAUGACACAUUUUUUAACCUGUUAAUGGACCAAGCCUACAGGAACUCCAUGGAAGAACUAAGAAUUGCACUGUUUUAUCAGACUGUUAAUACCUGUGAAGCCCUGCGGAUGGAUUUUCUGGACUUGUGUGCUUGCUGCUAUGGAUGGUUGUGUUCAAGUAUGAUCUACUUACAUGACAGCACCUGUGAAAUGUUAGUGACAUACUUUGACUUUGUUUUGGGAGGUUUAUAAAUUCUCAGAUUGGGAUACUUAAUUAUUAGUAUUCAACACAACCGUAUGUUCUGUUAUCUUUGUAAAACUAAACUACAGUAUCCGAUAAAAAUGGCACCCGUUGAAUCUAUUUUUUUUAGUGUGUUCAUGCCCAGUAUCCGAAUGGUUGUAUUGAGUUAAUUUUUCCAAUGCUGAGGACUGAGACCUGAAGCCAAAUUUGUCUUUCAGACCUGUGAAUGUGAAAAUGGAUGGAAACUCUUCUGACAGAUGCAAUGUUCUCCACAGUUAAUUAAGUUGUCUAAUCACUGUAUAAUACAAAAAUUAGAAAUAGGCUACGAUUUUCCUCAUUUGACCGCCUGUAUAUUAUUAAAGCUAAUCUUUAACCUUAGUUUGCAUUUUAUCUGAAAUUUCUAGGAAUGGCAGCCAAACAGGCCAAA
Thunnus maccoyii (southern bluefin tuna) is the source of this 1857-nucleotide messenger RNA. RefSeq names its product vesicle transport through interaction with t-SNAREs 1B (gene vti1b). The coding region runs from base 294 to 977 and encodes 227 amino acids. Gene Ontology annotation, cellular component: late endosome membrane; endoplasmic reticulum membrane; Golgi apparatus. Gene Ontology annotation, molecular function: SNAP receptor activity; SNARE binding. NCBI's taxonomy places the organism in Eukaryota, Metazoa, Chordata, Actinopteri, Scombriformes, Scombridae. Gene Ontology annotation, biological process: Golgi to vacuole transport; intracellular protein transport; intra-Golgi vesicle-mediated transport. The transcript has 6 exons. The record is from RefSeq and is a predicted model, not a curated record.